UGGAAAUACUAAAACCAUCACAUUUUAAAUUAAUAGAAUUAGACACCCAAUAACUUUAGACAGUAGUGGUAUACAUCAUAUUUGACAGAUAAUCAAAGGGCAGGUGGUUUAGUAUUUGGGGCUGCAUGAACAAAACUUUUAAUCAAUUUAAAUGUCUUUGGAAUCAUCUUUCUUUGCGGAAAUUAUCACUAAUAAAUCUCCAAACAGUGUAGAGUUUUUUCACCAACAAGAAUCAGGCCCUGUUCUGCUUGCAUACACAUGGGAUAACUAUGUUACAAUUUGUGUUUUACACUUCCCUGAACUUGAGCAUGAUAUACCUGAGUUUACUUAUGAAAAUCUUACAGAUAUCGAUCAUGGUUCUUCCGCUACAAAGAUAGCAUGGAGCCCAAAAACCUCAAUGUUGAUGCACCCAGUUGGAAUUGUGUUUGCUACUAUUGGAUUAGAUUGUAGUUUAAAGUAUUACCAAGUCAAUAAUAAAAUGGAAGUAUCUGCUAAGCCUUUAGGGAGCCAUAGAAGUUUUAUUAACGAUUGCUCAUUUGAACCAUCAAAAGGAAGAGAAGUUGCAAGUGUUGGAGAUGAUAAAAAAUGUAGAAUCUGGGAUUCAGAUACAUGUGAAGAGAUUAUGUGUUUACCAUUGACAAGUGCUGGAAAAAGUGUUAAGUGGAACAUAAAUGAUAAUGGUAAGUUACUAGUAGGAGAACAAAAUGGUACCAUACGUUUAUAUGAUGUUUUCAGUUAUUUGCCGUUGUUUACAUUAAGUUGUCUAAAUGCUUCUUCUGUUCUUACUUCCGUUGACUGGUCAUUACUUGACCCUCAAAAAAUUGGCUGUGUUGCUGGAAAGUACUGGUAUAUUUGGGAUGUUUCAAAAGGAAGCAUACCUGAGUCAUCAGGGGUUGCACAUUCUGAUUCGGCACAUGAAUUUAGAUUUAGUAACAUUGAUGCUAGAAUAUAUUCAACAAGAGGAAGGCCUGAGAAUGAGUUUAAAGUCUAUUUUUCACACAAAGACAAGAUACCAGUAUCUACUUUAACAAAAAUUGGUAAUGGUUCAUCCUGGCAUAAUUUAUUGCCGAUAGUAGCUAUUGGAGCUAAUAGAAAAGUCGCGCUCUAUAGUUUGCAGUAAAUGUUUUAGCACUGAUAAACUAUCGUAUGAAAAUGCUUUGUCUUUCAUGCAAACAUCUUAAAAAAUAAAUUUUAAAUUUAUGAAGCUCGUAUAAGUUGUUUAGUGGAGACGUUCAAUUCCAAAGUUUUAGAAUUAUUGGCGAAUGUAAAUGUUUACGAAUGUAAAUGUUUUUAAAUGAACAAAAAUACAAUUUUUUUGAAGAA
Messenger RNA from Hydra vulgaris (swiftwater hydra), 1323 nucleotides. The record is from RefSeq and is a predicted model, not a curated record. Lineage: Eukaryota; Metazoa; Cnidaria; Hydrozoa; Anthoathecata; Hydridae.